AUCAAUUAACGGAACCGUCGGUGCAUUUGAGACUUGAAAAGAAUUUAAUCAUUAACAAGUUUUGUUUGAUUAUAGAACAAUAAGCAAUUGACACACCUCCAAAUAGGAGCAGAUUAAUUCUUGUCCUGUCAAACAAGAAGCAGUGUUUAUUUUCCGCUUGGAAGACGUUGGUUUUCGCUCAUUCGGCCGCAACAUUUUCCGUCGUUCAGUGACAAACAAGAACUUGAACUGUUGGGUUUCUCUCUACCGCUUUCGUUGGAAAAAAACUUUGGCUCUUUAUUUUGAAGUGCUGUAUAAAUAAAUUGAAAUGAUCUUGUCAUGUCAGUUCCCAGUCAAAAAAUCAUGACUACGAGUUCUCAGGAAGAGAAAAAGCGACACAAAGUCCAAAGUGAAAGUAAGCCUAUCGAGGAAGAAAAUGAAACCUCAAGUCCUUCCAUUUAUGGCGUGGUAGCAGCUCAUUCACUAUCAAAAGAUAUCAAGCAAAAGUCACUACAUUUGAUUAAAGUCAAAAGACGACACGGGGACUGGGGACAGUUCGAUUUGACGCAUGCGUGGUCACCGGAAGACCCGUCGAGUAACAUGGGAAGUCGGCAUGGUAGUGGACUGGCACGAGAAACAACAUUGGUUGAUGAUAAUUUGACUAUGGCUAGACCCUUUAUUAUGGAACCUCUGAGAACAUUUCAGGAACACAGAGUCAUACCAAUCAUUCAACACGUUUUGGAAACAAACCUGGCUGAACAGAAAUACGACCCAGUCUUCUGCAAAGAUGUCACCGUUAAAAUAACUGAAGAGAUCAAGGAACGAGUAAAGAAACUGUGUUAUCCUCGAUACAAAUUCGUUUGUCACGUGAUUGUGGGUGACGUCAAUAGACAGGACGUAAGAGUUGUGAGCCGGUGCGCAUGGGACGCAGCGGUAGAUCGUUAUGCGCAGUUUGAAUAUCGAAGCUUUUAUCUGUACGCAGUAGGAAUUGUUUAUGGAAUUUACUGUGAAUAAGAUGUGCAAUUGAAGCUGCUUUAGGACUUAGAUAUGAGCAUCUUUUCUUCCUUCCUUUCCUUUUCAGAGACAAACAUGAAAGUAAAGAAAUACCAAAUAAACGGUCGCGUUCUAAUGAUACAUCGAUUUAAGAAUAGACUCACUAAAUUAUAUGCACCAGCAUAUAAGAUCAAGAGUAUCUGGUUCCUGGUAUAAUAAUUUUUAUAAGAGUUUGCUCUGUCAAUCAAGUUUGAUCAGAAAAAUCCUGUAUUGAAGACGCAACUAUUAAAAAAGUCAACUACG
Messenger RNA from Pocillopora verrucosa, 1275 nucleotides. RefSeq names its product dynein light chain Tctex-type 5-B. Gene Ontology annotation, biological process: microtubule-based movement. Gene Ontology annotation, molecular function: dynein intermediate chain binding. The record is from RefSeq and is a predicted model, not a curated record. Lineage: Eukaryota; Metazoa; Cnidaria; Anthozoa; Scleractinia; Pocilloporidae. Gene Ontology annotation, cellular component: cytoplasm; cytoplasmic dynein complex.